Molecule: messenger RNA, 1206 nt
Organism: Micromonas pusilla CCMP1545
Lineage: Eukaryota; Viridiplantae; Chlorophyta; Mamiellophyceae; Mamiellales; Mamiellaceae
Exons: 1
Coding region: 1-1206 (401 amino acids)
Biological process (GO): poly(A)+ mRNA export from nucleus; transcription elongation by RNA polymerase II; post-transcriptional tethering of RNA polymerase II gene DNA at nuclear periphery
Cellular component (GO): transcription export complex 2
Molecular function (GO): RNA binding; double-stranded DNA binding
Source: RefSeq, a predicted model, not a curated record
AUGGCGACGCUGGAGAACUUCCUCGACGCCGCGGCCGCGGCGGUGAACGCGAACGACGGCGCGACGCUCGCGCGGCUGCUCGACGUGAACCUCGCGGACGCCGCGCGCGCGGUCGAGGGCGCGAUCGCGUCCGACGCGGGGCUCAAUCUCGGCGCGCAGUGCGCGUCCAAGAUCCGCGCGCCGUACGACGAGAUAUUCGCGCACCACUGCCAGUGCCUCGCGGCCAAGGCGGAGAACCGCGGCGACGACGCGUUCGUGUCGUGCAAGGCGACGACCGAGGCGUUCGUGAAGGACUACAGGACGUGCGACACCGCGUGGGCGAUCGACGCGCUGGUGCGAUUUGUGAAGAACGCGCGCGAGCUCGCGGACGUCGCGGACGCGGAGGCGGUCGCCGCGAAGAAGAAACCGGAGCGGCUCCACGACGCGGGCGCGCUGCUCAUGCUCGUGUACAGGAACUCGUCCAACACGAGCGUGAAGGAGAAGAAGCGCGCGUCGCUGUUCCUCGUCGUGAUGCUCUUCAAGAUCUACUUCAAGCUGAACACGCUGCACCUGUGCAAAAACCUCAUAAACGCGGUGAACCUGCCGACGUUCCCGCCGUUCGAGGGGUUCCCGAAGUCGCAGCGCGUGACGUACUCGUACUACGUCGGACGGCUCGCGGUGUUCGACGACGACUUCGAGAAGGCGGAGACGCACUUGACGUACGCGUUCGAGAAGUGCCCGCGGACGCAUCUGAAGAACAAGACGCUCACGCUGAAGUAUCUCGUCCCCGUCAAGCUCGCGCUCGGGAAGCUCCCCACGAAGGCGCUGCUGGAGAAGUACGGCCUGGACGAGUUCGUGGAGAUAGCGGACGCGCUGCGGCAGGGGAACGUGCGGAAGUUAAACGACGCGCUCGCGAAGUUUCAGGUCGUGUUCAUAAUGCAAGGGACGUUUUUGGUCUUGGAGCGCCUGCGGGAGCUCGCGAUUCGGACGUUGUUCGUCAAGGUGCACGCGUACUGCGCGGCGAAGUACCCCGCGAAGGCGAACCAGGUUUCGCUGGCGCUGUUCUUACGCGCGCUGCACUGGCUCGGGUGCGACGAGAUGGAUCUGGACGAGGUCGAGUGCGUCGUCGCGAAUCUGAUCAUGCGGAAGAGGAUCAAAGGGUACGUCUCGCACGAGAAGCGAGUCGUCGUGCUGUCGAAAGUGAGCCCGUUCCCGCCGUGGUGUUGA